This is a messenger RNA of Otolemur garnettii (small-eared galago), 5215 nucleotides long. It is a transcript of the gene PLCH1, whose product is annotated as phospholipase C eta 1. The record is from RefSeq and is a predicted model, not a curated record. Bases 95 to 5137 code for a protein of 1680 amino acids. Gene Ontology annotation, biological process: phosphatidylinositol-mediated signaling; lipid metabolic process. Gene Ontology annotation, molecular function: calcium ion binding; phosphatidylinositol-4,5-bisphosphate phospholipase C activity. The transcript has 23 exons. NCBI's taxonomy places the organism in Eukaryota, Metazoa, Chordata, Mammalia, Primates, Galagidae.
UGUGCCAAGGACUCCGAGGAGUCCUUCGUCUGCCGGGCACUCAAAGCUGAGGAGGGCAAUUUGGUUUUGAUGCUGCGCCAGGAGCCUUCGGACAAUGAGUUACUGGAGCUCGGAGAAGAGGCGCUGUGUGCAGUACCGCAGGCACUUUCUGGCCGACAACAGCGUGUUUCACGUUGAAAGAUGCAUGAGUGUAAUGCAGUCCGGGACGCAGAUGAUCAAACUGAAGCGUGGGACCAAAGGGCUCGUCCGGCUCUUUUACCUGGAUGAGCACCGCACCCGCCUCCGCUGGCGACCGUCUAGGAAGAGCGAGAAGGCAAAAAUACUUAUCGAUUCCAUUUACAAAGUCACCGAGGGCCGGCAGUCUGAAAUAUUCCACAGACAAGCUGAGGGGAACUUUGACCCCAGCUGCUGCUUCACCAUCUACCAUGGCAACCACAUGGAGUCCCUGGACCUCAUCACCUCCAACCCCGAGGAGGCCCGUACCUGGAUCACAGGCCUCAAGUACCUGAUGGCUGGCAUCAGUGAUGAAGACUCCCUGGCCAAGAGGCAGAGGACCCAUGACCAGUGGGUGAAGCAGACCUUUGAGGAAGCUGAUAAAAAUGGUGAUGGUUUAUUGAAUAUUGAAGAGAUCCACCAACUGAUGCAUAAACUAAAUGUUAAUCUGCCCCGAAGAAAAGUCAGACAGAUGUUUCAGGAAGCUGACACAGAUGAGAAUCAGGGAACUCUGACCUUUGAAGAGUUUUGUGUUUUUUACAAAAUGAUGUCUUUGAGACGAGACCUUUAUCUGUUGCUCCUGAGCUACAGUGACAAGAAAGAUCAUCUAACUGUGGAAGAACUGGCUCAGUUUUUGAAGGUGGAACAAAAGAUGAAUAAUGUGACAACGGACUACUGUCUUGACAUCAUAAAGAAGUUUGAAGUUUCAGAAGAAAAUAAGGAGAAAAAUGUUCUUGGCAUAGAAGGCUUCACGAACUUCAUGCGCAGUCCUGCUUGUGACGUGUUUAACCCGCUGCACCAUGAAGUGUAUCAAGACAUGGACCAGCCCCUCUGCAACUACUACAUUGCCUCUUCCCACAACACCUACCUGACCGGGGACCAGCUCCUUUCUCAGUCCAAAGUGGACAUGUACGCACGGGUGCUGCAAGAGGGCUGUCGCUGCGUGGAAGUUGACUGCUGGGACGGCCCAGACGGAGAGCCUGUAGUACACCAUGGGUAUACUCUCACUUCCAAAAUUCUCUUCAGAGACGUUGUGGAGACCAUCAACAAGCACGCCUUUGUGCGGAAUGAGUUUCCGGUUAUUUUGUCUAUCGAGAAUCACUGUAGUGUCCAGCAGCAAAGGAAGAUUGCUCAGUACCUGAAAGGAAUAUUCCAAGACAAACUGGACCUCUCCUCUGUAGACACCGGGGACUACAAGCAGCUUCCAAGCCCUCAAAGUUUGAAAGGCAAAAUCCUCGUGAAGGGCAAGAAGUUGCCUUAUCACCUUGGGGAUGACGCAGAGGAAGGGGAAGUUUCCGAUGAAGACAGUGCAGAUGAAAUUGAAGAGGAGUGCAAGUUCAGGCUCCAUUAUAACAACGGGACCACUGAACAUCAGGUAGAAUCUUUCAUAAGGAAGAAACUGGAGUCACUGUUAAGAGAAUCUCAAAUUCGAGAUAAAGAAGAUCCUGAUAGUUUCACAGUGAGGGCCCUACUGAAGGCAACACAUGAAGGCUUAAAUGUGCACCUGAAGCAGAAUCCAGAUGUGAAGGAAAGUGGGAAGAAAUCACAUGGACGAUCCCUCAUGACCAACUUUGGAAAACAUAAGAAAACUACAAAAUCACGGUCUAAAUCUUAUAGUACUGAUGAUGAUGAGGAUACACAGCAGAAUCCUGGCAAGGAGGGUGGCCAGCUGUACAGGUUGGGGCGCCGAAGGAAGACCAUGAAGCUCUGCCGGGAACUCUCGGAUCUGGUUGUGUACACCAACUCCGUGGCCGCCCAGGACAUCGUGGAUGAUGGAACCACGGGGAACGUGUUAUCAUUCAGCGAAACAAGAGCACAUCAGGUGGUUCAGCAGAAGUCAGAGCAGUUCAUGAUUUAUAACCAAAAGCAGCUCACGAGGAUUUACCCCUCUGCCUACCGCAUAGAUUCCAGCAACUUCAACCCUCUGCCCUACUGGAACGCAGGGUGCCAACUAGUGGCACUGAACUAUCAGUCUGAAGGCCGAAUGAUGCAGUUAAAUCGAGCCAAAUUCAAGACAAAUGGCAACUGUGGCUACGUCCUCAAACCCCAGCAAAUGUGCAAAGGUACUUUCAACCCUUUCUCUGGUGAUCCACUUCCUGCCAACCCCAAAAAGCAGCUCAUCCUGAAAGUGAUCAGUGGACAGCAACUCCCCAAACCUCCAGAUUCCAUGUUUGGAGACCGGGGUGAGAUCAUUGAUCCCUUUGUUGAAGUUGAAAUUAUUGGAUUGCCAGUAGAUUGUUGUAAAGACCAAACCCGAGUGGUGGAUGACAAUGGAUUUAACCCUGUGUGGGAAGAAACCCUGACAUUUACCGUACACAUGCCAGAAAUAGCUUUGGUGCGAUUCCUCGUGUGGGACCAUGAUCCCAUUGGACGAGACUUCGUUGGACAAAGAACUGUGACCUUCAGCAGCUUGGUGCCUGGCUACCGGCAUGUCUAUUUGGAAGGACUGACAGAAGCAUCUAUAUUUGUCCACAUAACAAUCAAUGAAAUCUACGGAAAGAACAGGCAGCUCCAAGGCCUGAAGGGACUGUUCAAUAAGAAUCCCAGGCACAAUUCUGCAGAAAACAACUCCCAUUAUGUGCGGAAACGAUCCAUCGGAGACAGAAUUCUGCGGCGCACGGCCAGUGCUCCAGCCAAAGGCAGGAAAAAGAGCAAAAUGGGCUUCCAAGAAAUGGUAGAGAUAAAGGAUUCGGUGUCUGAGGCCUCGAGAGACCCUGAUGGUGUCCUGAGGAGGACCACACGGAGCUUGCAAGUACGCCCUGUCUCCAUGCCUGUUGACAAAAGUCUUCUGGGAGCUUUGUCACUGCCUGUUCCUGAACCAGCAAAAGGCACUGAAGGAAGAGAAAGCUCCCUGGCAGAGGACAAGGACGACAGAAGAGGGAAGGCAAGUAUCGAAGACUCACGUUUUCCAAAUUUGAACAAAAAGUUAUCCUCCUCCUCCAGUGCUCUGCUCCACAAAGACACCCGCCAAGGGGACUCGGUUGUUUCUGCUGCCAACGCGUUUGUCGCAGGAGAACAGUGGGGGGUGCCGGGUCCUAAGGGUGGUAGAACCAAAUCAAGCCUGACGAGCGAUUGCCAGGAAAACCACUGCCCCAGCAAACUCCUCUCCCCAAGGCAGAAUUUGGCUCUUGGUCCUACAGUUAGUCCAACACACGAUCUGCGUGGUGUGAAUUCCGAGGCAAAGGGGGAUGUGGAGGGUGCACUGUGCGGAAGCACCCUUUCUCACAGCAGUCUGGAGAUUGAGAACCUGGAAGGCAGUAGGGCGAAGGGCAGAGCUGUGACGUCCUUUUCUUUGUCAGAUGUUUCUGCACUUGGUUCUGACGUACCGGACUUACAUUCUACUGCGAUUCUGCAGGAGAGUGAAAUCUCCCAUCUUAUCGACAACGUCACUUUAACAAAUGAGAAUGAGCCAGGCAGCUCCAUCUCAGCACUCAUUGGCCAGGUGGAUGAGACCAACGAUCAGGCUAACCUCACGGUUGUUCCUCACCCUCAGGGGACCAGUGAGGUGUCGGGCCAUCCUCCUUUGCCUACUCUGGGCCUAAAAAUGCCCUUCAAGCCUGGUUUUUCCAAGGGAAAACCCAAGUCUUCCUUUCUGUGUUCAUCUCCUGAGCUGACUGCCUUGGCAAGUCCGGACACCACCAAACAUAAUGCAAACACAGUCUGUGAAACUUCCUGCGUUCCAGUCUCUGACACUAAACCAGGCGAUGACCUUUCCAGUAAACCCAAGAUGAGGGACCUGGAGAGCAACCUGCCUGGGUGCCCAACUCCUUCCCAUGGCUGGUUACCAAAAAGUCCCUCUGAUGGAGAAGACCGGCCAACUCUGAAGAGCUUCAGCCCUGCCACGUCCCCGGAUUUGACCCUGGAGGACGUGAUAGCUGGUCCCAACUUCUGCUUCAAUUCUGGAGAGAGCAGCCUUGUGGAAAUUGAUGGGGAUUCAGAAAAUCUGUCUUCUACAACCUGUGACUAUAGGAGAGAGGCCACCAUAGGUCUGCUUGCUUCUCCUUUAAAAGUGAAGUGCAGUCAGGAUGGAGUGCCGCCCUUUCAGAGAGGUUUGAGAAACGGCUAUUGUAAGGACACUCUCUAUCCUUCUGUCCCUGAAAUAUUCAACAAUAUUCAAGAUGUCAACACUCCAAGCAUUUCUUAUCUCGCCUAUCAGGGUGCUGGCUUGGUGCAUAACCGUUUCUCAAAUUCUGAUGCAAAAAUGAACCAGACGGGUGUGCCCCGGCAGGCCAGUGCCCAGUGUGCACAUGUCCCUGUCCCCACACAGUUGGCACAUCUUCCUCUGCCUGCUCUGAAACUGCCCAGUCCCUGCAAAUCCAAAAGUCUGGGGGAUUUAACAUCAGAGGACAUCGCCUGCAAUUUUGAGAGCAAGUAUCAGUGUAUUAGUAAGAGUUUCGUCACAACUGGCAUUAGGGACAAGAUAGGGGUGUCUGUGAAGACAAAGCCGUUAGAGCCUGUAGAUGCUUUGACAGAGCAGCUUCGGAAGCUCGUGUCCCUUGACCAGGAGGACACCUGUCGUGUGCUGUAUUCAAAGCAGGAUGCCAGUCAGUUCCCCAGGGCACUGGUCCGCAAGUUGUCAUCCAGAAGCCAGAGCCGAGUGCGUAACAUUGCGAGCCGUGCCAAGGAGAAGCAGGAAGCCAACAAGCAGAAAGCAGCGGGCCCCGGCCUCGGGGGCGGUGUGGUUCUUAGGGACAAACCCUCAGCUCCCACCCCCGCAGUGAACCGCCACUCCACUGGCUCCUACAUCGCAGGCUACCUGAGGAACACAAAGGGGGCUGGCCCCGAAGGCCGGGGCAUCCCCGAGGGGGCGUGCACGGCCCUGCACUACGGCCACGUUGACCAGUUUUGUGCAGAUCAUUCUGUUUUGCAGACUGAGCCCAGCAGUGAUGAUAAACCAGAAAUUUAUUUUCUUUUGAGACUGUGAAUUAUAUGAAGCUGCAUUUUCAUUGUUUACAAGGUGUUCUGUAGAAAUGUCAGUUGUCGGUAAAUAAGGUCCUUGGCU